Molecule: messenger RNA, 926 nt
Organism: Culicoides brevitarsis
Lineage: Eukaryota; Metazoa; Arthropoda; Insecta; Diptera; Ceratopogonidae
Gene: bnl
Product: probable WRKY transcription factor protein 1
Exons: 2
Coding region: 39-926 (295 amino acids)
Biological process (GO): positive regulation of gene expression; fibroblast growth factor receptor signaling pathway; cell differentiation
Cellular component (GO): cytoplasm
Molecular function (GO): fibroblast growth factor receptor binding; growth factor activity
Source: RefSeq, a predicted model, not a curated record
UAAAGAUACAAAGUGUGGCGACGUGUCUUUUUCUUUGUAUGGAUCCGUGUGGCUCAGUCUAUGGAUCGACAACCUUCAACGACAUCGAUUGCGUCUUCAACGAAUCCAUGGAGCAGCAUCACUUCAACACGUACUCCUCGACGCAUCACUCGAAUGCGCGUCGCACCCUGUACCUGGCUUUAAAUCGUCACGGCGAGCCACGCAAGAUACAAAUUCCAGCGUCGCGCCCUCUGGGCAAACUUGCAACUUACACAAAAUCUCUCACGCAAACCGUGGAUCACAAGCGCGUCGAUGCCCUGAUCGCGAAAAAUUUCGGCGCAAACUACAUUCGUCACGGUUUGCGUCAGCUAUGCGACUCGGGCCAACAGCUGCGCCCUCUGACGGAGAAAACGCUCAAACCAAAGCCGCGCUGCCAUCUGCAGAACAAAAUCAAGAAGCAGGUGACGAAGAAGAAGAAACGACGAAAGUGCCGCGAUGACGAGCCCGAAGGCGACAAUUGCGUCAAAACGGUUGUCAGCAGUUUGCAGGCGACGGGAUCGGGUGCAGGGCCCGCCAAAAAGAAGAAAUGCAACAAAAACAACGAAGAAGACUGUGUUAAUAAUAAUUUAGGGAAUAACAAUAAUAAUAAUAAGAAACGACCAUUAACGAAGAAAAUGCAAAAAGGAGGCGGCAAAAAGCAACAAAAUCAACAAACUGUCGUCGAAAUUGCUGCGAUCCACAAAUUGCAGCCGAGCCCGAACAAAAACGGAGGCAAGAAACGAACAACGACGACGACGACAACUACAACAACAACAACAACUCCCAAACCUUCCGUCGAAUCUCUGGAUGAUGACGACGACGAUGAGGACUUUGAGGACCUCUUCAUCGACAUGCAAGGCGCCUCUUUGCACUUUUUCGAAGAAGAGGAACCCAUUCUGGACUAUUGA